Molecule: messenger RNA, 1308 nt
Organism: Neoarius graeffei (lesser salmon catfish)
Lineage: Eukaryota; Metazoa; Chordata; Actinopteri; Siluriformes; Ariidae
Gene: bricd5
Product: BRICHOS domain containing 5
Exons: 6
Coding region: 315-1004 (229 amino acids)
Biological process (GO): regulation of cell population proliferation
Source: RefSeq, a predicted model, not a curated record
UACAGUAGCUGAUCCAAGGCAAGAGCAAUGCAUUUCUAAAAUAACUACCUCUUUGCGAUGACAAGCCUUGUCCACAGGGGAAGAAAAAAAAAAACACCCUACCUCUCCCCUUCUCCCCUUUUGUUUAUUGUCCAGUGUGGGGUGGCAGCCAGUGGGUUGGACUAUGUUUUGUGUGGAGUGUGUGUGUUGGCAGGGUUAAAGACUAACAGUGAGGACUUAAGCAGGUAUACAGCAAACUCUCUUGCUCUGUCAUGAGCACAGCUUGAUGCAGACAAGCAAGAGCCAGGGACUGAGGAGAAGCCACUAGAUACAGAAUGAUGAGGUGGUGGAAAUUCUCAGAAACCAGUUUGGAGGAGCCACAGUGCAUGCAUUGUGGCCCCGUAGGCACCUCCAGGUUUCCACAGCGUGUGUUAUGGGGCAGCCUCAUUGUUACACUGCUCAUUGUUAUCAUUGCUGUCAUCAUCACUGGGACAUUCACACUCCAACCAGACACGCAGUCUUCACUGCAGGUUGUACGUACCACAGCUCCUGACCACCCUGCUGCUCUGAUCAAUCAGUCUGCAUUAGUAGACAAACACAACAGUAUAGUGACCUACUCUGUCAGCUCACACACAAAUGACACCUCUACAGUGCUCUUUGACAUGAAACAUGGGUUAAUAUGCUACAAGCCUGACAGCCAGGACAGCUGCUUUCUUCGUCAAAUGGAGCCGUCUGAUUAUGAAAACAUGCACAUUCUCUUGAAUGAGUCCAAACAACAGGUGAAUGAGAUCUGGCUGAUGGGAAAUAAGACUCAGAGACACACUGAGUUUUUAGGUGUACUGUCAGACCGUCGUGUGGAUGCUUCAGUACUACAGCAACCGCUGCAGACCUUCUGUCAACAGAGACCUGUGUACUGGACCAGGAGAGCUGGAGGUCCCAAAGAAAGACUAAUUUACUUCUGCAUUGACAUCUGCUUCCCCAACAACGUCUGUGUCUCGGUGUGUUUCUACUACCUGCCCGAAUGAGUUUCCAUUCAGCGUGUGUGUGAGCACACAGCAUGGAAACACACAUCCAUCGCCUCUGUUAUGGAGACACAUUCAUGCUGCUAUUACUGAGACAACCUGGAAGAGCCACAUACACACACACACACGCACACAGCCACUCUGAGAAGGCAAAAAGAUGCAUCCAGUCAUGUUAUCCAGGCCUUUUUUUUUUUUUUUAAACAAUAGUUUUCCAAGUCAGAGACUUGUUGCUGCUUAUAUUUGUGUAACCUGAUGCAGAUGAGUAACUGAAAGCACUGUUCAGCUACAAUAAAAAGUCUCAUGAUUU